Aethina tumida (small hive beetle) is the source of this 627-nucleotide messenger RNA. RefSeq lists its product as uncharacterized. NCBI's taxonomy places the organism in Eukaryota, Metazoa, Arthropoda, Insecta, Coleoptera, Nitidulidae. Bases 161 to 547 code for a protein of 128 amino acids. The record is from RefSeq and is a predicted model, not a curated record. The transcript is spliced from 4 exons.
GCACUGAAUGUAGUAUAAAAUUGUGAACACCCAUGCGAGGAUACAGUUAUUGCAAACACGCAAGACUUUUACCUUGUUGGCUAAACAUCAUCUCCAUGGUUUUUGUAUGCACAUCGAAAUUAAUUAUUAUUGACAGCAAACAGCAAAGUCACACUUAAAAAUGGACGGGGUUAGUCGCAGAAAGACCCAGAUUAUAACUAUACUAUUCAUGUGUGCUGGUUUAUUAUACAAUUUAUGGGUAGCUACAUGUUGCGAAGAGUGUUCAGUCACCGCUGAAGAAAAAUACUGCCUUAAUGAGCAAUUAGGUUAUACGAGCAAUGAGGAUCACACUAUCUGCAUAAGCAACACAGCUUCGUUCCUAAAUUCAUCCGAGUUCAUGAAUUAUGUGAUUGAUGAAGAUGAAUCUUGGGAUCAGACUGACCCAGGAACUUAUGUCCUCAUUUUCAAUGAGGACCAAAUGGAUCAAGAAGACACUCCGUCAUCUGACGAAUUAGUUGACAUUUCUGCAUGUUUCAAAAACUCGGAGCAGCUUUUCUAUAAAUUUUGAUGAAUAUUGUAUUAUAUAUAUUAUACAUUUCCGUAUGAAAAAAGUUUCGACAUAUUUUAACAUGGAUUAUCUAAUAUGAA